GCACGACUGAAGAUGCCUUCUGCAGGAUAUUUUCAUCAUUCGUUCAACCUCUCAGGUAACUUAUCCAGCUUAGCAUUAGCUUGCAAGAACUAUGAAACUCUAGGUGAAGACUGCUUGUGUAGUAUUAGCUAGUUGCUGCGAAUUUGAUUUGGCAUGCUCGUCAGAACUUGUACUGGAUCGGUUUAGGACGGGUGGGGAUGGGGCAUAUAUGUCUUUCUUUCACCCGGCGCCUGACCUGCCCGGUUCUUGAUCUGUUUUGUUUUAAGUCAUCUCUAUGUAUAAUGGUAUUUCUUAUACUGUGACUGCACUUAAAUCCUGUUUGAGCUCUUUUAACUGACGCUGAGUCCGAAUUGCCUCGAUCUGUAGACUACUUUUCACUAUUUUUCCGAAUCCCUCCCUGUUUUCUGAUUAAAAAGAGUGUUUCGUUUUGCCUCGAUCUGUAGACUACUUUGACUAUGUUUGUGUAAUCGAAUCAACUGGUAGUCCUGGAAGGUAACAUCCUGCAAACGGGAUGGAAAGUUGAUACAUUUAUCAACUUCGUAUUAUCCUUUCCUUUGAUUUCUCCAUGGUUGUCAAACAUGGUUGAUGAGGGCUGGAAAACCUAGGAGAGGGCUGGAAAAUGACUGGAAUUCUAUACCUGUAUGUAUGGCAUAUUGUACUAUAGUAUUAUUAUUACAUCCACCUCGUAGAUUGCAUGCUCAAGACAAAACUUAGUGCCCGUCGCCACCAGAUGAUCAUCACAUCCAGAGGCCUUUGAUAAUAACAUUUAGCUGAUAAUAAAAUGUGGAGAAAUUAGAUCAAACACAAGGAGGGGAGAGUUUGAAUUAAUUAAGUUGCUUUUUAGUAUUAUGUUAAUCAUUUCCUCCUUUUGCCGGAGACAUGAGAAGUGUAACAGAUAAUGUCUUUGUGAAAGGUAUAGUCGGAUGCUGAUGAAAACUACACAGCUGGAUCAGAAAUUGACAGCUUUGAGAUAAUGAGGAGUUAUUAGAAAAUUCCCCCCUUUUUAUUCAUAUUAUUCCCUGAGGCUUUGAUGGUGACAACAGGAUUACUUAGAUUGAUCUAUGCAAAAAUAGCACCCUAUGCCUGCUUGUACCAAGACAAUCAUUGUUGUCCCCCCUUCUCAAGUAGUUUUCACACUGUAUUCUCAUAUUUAGUCCCUCAGCUAUGGUUGUCUUAACGAAUCGGUCCACUUGUACUAUGUUGUCCAGUUCAUUCGUUAAACAUUCCGCCAUAAUAAGUUAUCAACGGAGUUGAACGAUAGCUAGUAAGCACUUUCUCCUUAUAUCACAUGUGAUGUAUGGUAUAGGAGUUCGUAGUUGGUCCCCCAUCAAACUCGAAAUGACGAAUUUGGGAGUCUCGUCGAGAGGGAGAGGGCUUCCUCUUGGGAAUUCGAUUAGGAGCAAAAAGAUCUAAUGAAUUAUCAUCAUAUGGAGCAUAUAAGCUUCUAGUAACAGAUUUGGAUUGAAUUUUAAUGUGACGGAUAAAAGACGAUAAACAAGUAUAAUACAGUGAUGUCUUUGUUUGGAAAUCAUAAUAUGUGAAUGUGUUUGCUAAAAUGACCCAUUAAUCCAAUUUUUAAAUAUUCCUGAACAUUGCAGUUCUCGCCGGCAACAAGAACCAAAAAGAUCUCCAGGAGGUGGGAGGGUGUUUAAAGUCUAUAUAUUCUGAAAAGCAGCAGAGCUUGACCUCCAGGGGGUUCAGGAAAAAAGAAAACCAGUACCAUUAUUACUGUGUUUGAUAUUCUUUUCCAGGAAGAGAUAAAAACCAGGAAAUGGUUGCUGCAGAUCCUUACAUAUCAUCCAACUUCCCUAAUGAAGGAGGAGGAGGAGGAGGAGGUGGUGGUGGUGGUGUCAAUUCAAGCGAUCUCGACCUCAAUCUCUGUCAAUUCCCAUACUAUCCAGCAUUCCAGGAGAAACGCGGGCCAGAUUACACCUUAGACGAGCCAAGAACUCAGAAGAGGCUGAAGCAGCAAGCUGAUGAUGGUGGAUCCCCAACCGAGACCAACUCUGGCGGGUUCUAUGAGGCUAACAGCAGCAGCAACAGCAACAGUAGCUUCAACAGCUUGCCAAAGCUCCAGUUCCGAGACUAUGUGUGGGCGUAUGCGGAGAGGUUCCUGGCGAUCGAGGCCAUGGAGGAAGCUGAUGCAGUGACACUAGCAGUGGAAGAAGAAGAGAGAGUUGAGGUUAAAGAAGAGACAGGCGUUGACGGGAUGAAGCUCGUCCAGCAGCUGAUCGCCUGUGCGGAAGCCGUCGCAUGUCGUGACAAGGCUCACGCGUCCGCGCUGCUCUCCGAGCUGCGAGCCAACGCACUUGUAUUCGGGACCUCGUUUCAGCGCGUUGCGUCCUGUUUCGUCCAGGGGCUGUCCGACCGCCUAACGCUGGUCCAGCCCCUGGGGACCCAUGGGGUCCUAAGUUCUGCACCUGCCAGGGACUUCACUUCGUCCUUUUCGACCGAAAAGGACGAGGCUUUGACCCUGGCCUACGAGCUUUGCCCGCAGAUCCAAUUUGGACAUUUCGUGGCAAAUGCAUCGAUCCUCGAAGCCCUUGAGGGAGAGAGUUCAAUUCACGUUGUGGACCUUGGGAUGACACUAGGCCUCCCUUGCGGCCAGCAAUGGCAGAAUCUGAUGCACAGCAUUGCUGGACGCAUCAGAAAGUCCUCCGCCGCCCCACGUCUGCGAAUCACGGGCGUGGGGCCUGAAUCCGAUCGUUUGCAGGCGAUCGGACUCGAGCUCAGUUGCUAUGCUGCCAACCUGGGGCUGAAUUUCGAGUUCAUGUACAUCAGGAGCAGUUUAGAGAGUCUGAAGCCGGAAGAUUUCGACGUCCAGGAAGGGGAAGCCGUGGUGAUCAACAGCGUCCUUCAGAUGCACUGCGUUGUGAAGGAGAGCCGUGGGGCUCUGAACUCGGUCCUUCAGGUCCUGAACGAGCUGUCGCCCAAGGCGUUCAUCCUGGUCGAGCAGGACUCGAACCACAACGGUCCCUUCUUCCUGGGGAGGUUCAUGGAAUCACUGCAUUACUACUCGGCCAUCUUCGAUUCGCUGGACUCGAUGCUGCCCAAGUACGACACCAGGAGGGCGAAGAUCGAGCAGUUUUACUUCGCGGACGAGAUCAAGAACAUUGUGAGCUGCGAGGGGCCGGCUAGAGUCGAGAGGCACGAGAGGUCGGAUCAGUGGCGCAGAAGGAUGAGCCGGGCCGGGUUCCAGGCUUCGCCGUUGAAGAUGUUGGCUCAGGCUAAGCAGUGGCUUGGCAAGGCCAAGUUCUGUGACGGGUAUACUGCGACCGAGGAGAAAGGUUGCUUGGUUCUUGGUUGGCAAUCUAGGCCCAUCAUUGCAGCUUCUUGCUGGAGGUGUUCCAAGAUUUAAAAAGAAAAGUUCAGGUUUUGUUAAUUGAUUUCUAAUAAAAAUCACCACCAAAGAUUCUGAUCAGAAUCCCCCCACUCUGCAAUUUGUUUACUUUUGUGAAAUAAGGGUUUUUGCUGUUUGUGAUUCCUGAUAAACCAGGGAAUCUUAAAGCUUGGGACUUUUUCCCUGGGAAUAAUUGUUUUGAUUUUCUGCGUUCUUGUUUCUUUUGUAUUACCUCUGUUCCUAUUUAGCAUGGAAAGAAGAAAUCUUUUCUUCCCCUGGUGGAAAAAGAAGUAUUUUUUAUUGGCCUUGGGGAUUAGCAGGAACUGUGAAUUUCUAAUUUCAUUAAUGAAAUGAAGCUUUGACUUUAAA
This is a messenger RNA of Linum trigynum, 3709 nucleotides long. NCBI's taxonomy places the organism in Eukaryota, Viridiplantae, Streptophyta, Magnoliopsida, Malpighiales, Linaceae. The record is from the annotation of a GenBank genome assembly.